Molecule: messenger RNA, 1871 nt
Organism: Drosophila innubila
Lineage: Eukaryota; Metazoa; Arthropoda; Insecta; Diptera; Drosophilidae
Product: synaptic vesicle glycoprotein 2B
Exons: 9
Coding region: 73-1611 (512 amino acids)
Biological process (GO): transmembrane transport
Cellular component (GO): membrane
Molecular function (GO): transmembrane transporter activity
Source: RefSeq, a predicted model, not a curated record
CACUUUGAAGCAGCUUUGGUAAUGACAGUGAAUCUGUUCCCAAAGUACGAGUAACGUAAAGUACAUAACGAAAUGAAUCAAAGAGAUAUUGAGUCAAAGCCUGUAGACUCAUUGGAAAAAUCUGUGAAUGCGGGUCAUGAAUAUGAGGAAGUGCUUGAAUUGAUCGGAUUUGGCCGUGUACAAUGGAUUGUUCUAUUUGCAUCAGGGCUUUUACUUAUGAUGGUCAUAAAUGAGACCAUGGGAAUGUCAUACAUUACAAUUGUGUCGCAGUGCGAUUUCGAUACAAAUUCUAUGGACAAGGCCUUUAUGAGUGCAGCCAGUUUUGUCGGAAUAUUCUGUUCGUCAUAUUUUUGGGGUUAUCUUAGCGAUUCCAUUGGACGUAGACCUGUGUUGAUAUAUACAACAUUAUUUGGAAAUAUUACAUCGUUAAUUUCAAUAUUCAUACCGAAUUAUUGGAUUUAUGUAGUCCUUCGUUUCUUAGUUGGGUUCUUUAUAGCAGGUGCGUCAUCCACAACAUAUGCCUACCUGGGGGAAUUUUUUACGCCUCGCCAUCGUCCGAUUGUUAUCAAUUAUGCUAGUCUAUUUGUUGGAAUUUCAACAGUUUAUGUGCCUGUUGUGGCGUGGCUUGUAAUGCCAAUGAACUGGCGUGUUGAUUUGACUGAGAGCUUUGCCUUUCGUCCUUGGAGGUUGUUGACCAUCUUUUACCUCCUGCCUGGUGUUUUCGGAACUCUUCUGCUAUUAAAACUGCCCGAAAGUCCAAAAAUUCUUAUAUCGAUGGGUAAAACCGAAGAUGCCUUUGCCGCCGUCAAUUGGAUAUCUUUAAAAAACUCAGGCAAGCAGCUUCAGGAUUUGAAAGUCGAAAAGCUUAAAUUCGAAGAAAUCCCUGACAGAGAAAAUGGAGUUUGUGUUUCCAAAUCCGCCUCAGUCAUUUUGAAGAAGAUGUGGCGUGACACUGCUCCCUUGCUUAAGAAACCGCAUUUACUUAACUUCACCAUCAGCUGCACUGUUAUGUGUGGUCUUUUCUUCAGCUCGUCGGGCAUGGGUUUAUGGUAUCCCGAAAUAUUGAAUCGCUUGGGAUCGACCGACGUCGAAGACGCUAUGACUGUCUGCAAUGUAAUUGAUGCCUCGAUUGACCAAUCGGAACUUAACCAAACAUAUUCACAGAUUUGCAACGAUGAAAUUAGUAUCAAGAGCUAUAUAGACACGAUUACCUAUGGCUCUGCUCUUAUCGUUGGGUAUAUUGUAAUGGGCUUUGUUAUCAAUCGGAUCGGUCGUAAAGCCUCUAUCACAGGGGGCUUAGCGAUUGCUGCUGGCUGUGCUGUUGCGUUAAUCUGGAUAAAAGAUGAGGUUGUCAUUGUAGUCUGUUUUUGCUUGUACCUGGUACUUCCCGGCCUAUGUGUAUCGGUUUUGAGUGGAGCCGUUGUCGAUCUGGUUCCCACACAUUUAAGAGGCAAAGCUGUCUGCAUAUGUUUGAUGCUUGGGCGUACGGGCAGCGUUUUGGGUAGUAAUAUUAUUGGAGUACUACUGGAUUCCUAUUGCACCAUAACAUUUGGUGUUUUUUCUGGAUUCGUUUUGGUUUGCGCUCUGUUAACUUUGCUGUUGCCUAUUUAAUGAUUCAGGAAUCCGUAAUUUUUUUUUUUUUUUUGAAUUGAAGACUUUUGUAUAUAAAUGGUAUAUAUAUGACUUGUUGUUGAUUUUAAGGAAAACUUUACAUUUUAAUCAAUAUACUUAUGUCAGCUUCAGUUUAUCAAAUAGUAUAACUUUUCACUGUCUUCGCUAUUAACAUGACUUAACACUGUUUAUGUACAUCUAUGGAAAUACGAAUAUAGUAAAUACAUUUUUAAAUGAAAGUGGAAAGCAUCGAACCAAAA